Arabidopsis arenosa is the source of this 1656-nucleotide messenger RNA. NCBI's taxonomy places the organism in Eukaryota, Viridiplantae, Streptophyta, Magnoliopsida, Brassicales, Brassicaceae. The record is from the annotation of a GenBank genome assembly.
UUCGUCUCCAUUUCUUUUCAAAUCCUUCUCCUAAUUCUCAUAGGAUUCCAAGAUAAUAGAAUGGGAAAACGACAAGAUUGGUCCGUGACUGCUUGUGUUUUCCUGUUCUUGUCUUUGGCAUCACAAAUCCAUUGUAGGAGCCAAAUACCUUUUCCAAGCCAUAAGCGCGGGGUUGGUUCGUCAGGCGGCACGAGCCACUUCAAUGUGAUUCGUCGCGAAAGUGUGCCUUCGCCAAAGGAGAAAGAUCUAAUCAAGCAGCUCCCCGGACAACCUUCCGACGUUACUUUCAAACAGUAUGGCGGUUAUGUGGCCGUUAACGAACCAGCCGGUAGGUUUUUGUACUAUUAUUUCGUGGAAGCCAUCAAACCCAGUAAAUCUACUCCUCUUGUGAUCUGGUUCAACGGAGGACCGGCAUGCUCAUCUCUAGGUGGGGCCUUUAAAGAGCUUGGUCCAUUCCGCGUACAUAGCGACGGCAAAACGCUGUUCCGCAAUCCUUAUUCAUGGAACAACGAGGCGAACGUGUUGUUCUUAGAAACGCCGGUAGGGACAGGAUUCUCGUACUCGAAUAGUCCAAUAUAUGGGAAACAAGGGGACAAGCCAACAGCAGAGGAUAACUACAUGUUCUUGGUGAAUUGGCUUGAAAGGUUUCCGGAAUAUAAAGGAAGAGAAAUUUACAUUACCGGUCAGAGUUACGCCGGCCACUAUGUUCCCCAACUUGCCCAGAUUAUCAUUCACCGUAACAAGCAAACUUUCAUCAACCUACGAGGCAUUUUGAUUGGUAAUCCAUCACUUAACAGGGAGAUCCAGGAAGAAUUCGGCAACAAAUUUAUGUUUAGUCAUGGUUUGAUAUCCCAACAACAAAUGGACAAUUAUAACAAAUUCUGUACCUACGACUUCUAUGAUUGGGACAAGUGCAAAUUGGCGUCCCAAAAGAUAGAAGAUCAAAAAACACGCUUGGACAUUUACAACAUAUACGCUCCAGUGUGCCUAAACUCCACAUUGAGCAGCGAACCCAAGAACUGCACCACAAUAAUGGAGGUUGAUCCGUGCAGUGGCAACUAUUUGAAGGCUUAUCUUAACACGAAAGAGGUUCAAGAAGCAAUACAUGCCAACACCACGAAAUUACCGUAUGAGUGGACCUCUUGCAAUAAGAAACUGGGUUGGGAAUGGAACAAAAAUGAUAAAUAUGUCUCAUUGACACCUAUCCUUCAAGAGCUGAUGGGUGAGGGUGUCCGAGUCAUGCUGUACAAUGGAGACGUGGACCUGGUGAUUCCAUUUACAUCUGUAGUGGCCGUGCUGAAGUCGAUGAAUCUGACGGUUGUAAAGGAAUGGCGUCCGUGGUUUACCGGAGGACAGCUGGGAGGGUUCACAGAGGAUUACAAAGGGAACUUAACCUUUGUAACUGUGAAAGGAUCAGGUCAUAGUGUUCCUACGGAUCAACCUAUACAUGCCCUUAAUAUUUUUACCAGCUUUAUCCGUAACACUCCUCUCCCCCAAACACCCUGAUUUGUAACAGCUCUUAAUAAGACACUUUGGUCCAGUGAUUGAAUGAUCUAAAGAUAAUUAUGAUGUGUUUAACAAUGUUGUUUACGUUGUACGGCUAAUCAGCGAUUAAGUUCUAAAUGGAAAUGCGUAUAAUAUAAUAUGCGUCUGUGA